This is a messenger RNA of Numida meleagris (helmeted guineafowl), 1205 nucleotides long. RefSeq names its product low-density lipoprotein receptor-related protein 1-like. Lineage: Eukaryota; Metazoa; Chordata; Aves; Galliformes; Numididae. The record is from RefSeq and is a predicted model, not a curated record. Gene Ontology annotation, molecular function: calcium ion binding; protein binding.
CACCGAAGACAUGUAGCCCUAAACAGUUUGCAUGCAAAGAUCAGAUUACGUGCAUAUCUAAGGGCUGGCGCUGUGACGGGGAAAAGGAUUGUCCCGAUGGCUCGGACGAAUCGCCCGAUAUAUGCCCUCAGAGCAAAGUGUCACGGUGCCAACCCAACGAGCACAACUGCCUGGGCACCGAGCUGUGCAUCCACAUGAGCAAACUGUGCAACGGGCUCCACGACUGCUUCGACGGCUCGGACGAGGGGCCGCACUGCCGGGAGCAACUGGCCAACUGCACGGCGCUGGGCUGCCAGCACCACUGCGUGCCCACGCUGAGCGGCCCUGCCUGCUACUGCAACAACUCCUUCCAGCUGGCCGAGGACAGGAGGAGCUGCAAAGACUUCGACGAGUGCACGGUGUACGGCACCUGCAGCCAGACCUGCACCAACACCGAGGGCUCCUACACGUGCAGCUGCGUCGAGGGAUACCUCCUGCAGCCCGACAACAGGUCCUGCAAAGCCAAGAAUGAGCCCGUGGACCGCCCGCCCGUGCUGCUCAUCGCCAACUCCCAGAACAUCCUGGCCACUUACCUGAGCGGGGCCCCGGUGCCCAACAUCACCCCGACCAGCGCCAAGCAGACCACGGCCAUGGACUUCAACUACAUCGAGGACACGGUGUGCUGGGUGCACGUGGGCGACAGCGCUUCCCAGACCGUCCUCAAGUGCGCCAAGAUCCCCAACCUGAAGGGCUUCGUGGAGGAACGCUCCAUCAACAUCUCGCUCAGCCUGCACCGUGAGUGCUCCCCGUGCUGGGCGCCCGUGCCCUUCCCGCAGAGCUUUCCUCCUCCUCCUCCUUCUCCUUUUUUAGCUUUGGCUUUUCCCUCUUCCUUCCCUCUGGUUAUUUCUGGCGAGUCCCGCGGUUUCUUUGCACGAAUCUACCCAGAAGAGCGGCACGGUGGGGAUGGGGACGGCUGCCUUUGGGGAUGGCAGCUCUCCUGCGUUUCCUCUUUUGGUUCUGGCCCCGUGUUCUCUCGCCUCGCUCCCCGUCCUGAGCAGUGAUUGCGAGCAGAAUCCUGACCCCAAAUCUGCUCCGUGGGUCCCGGGGCCGUGGUGGUUCUCUUGGUUCUGUUUGCUGCGGCCUUGCAGCGCAGCCUCCUGUGAGGGGCUGCUGCUCCCAGCUCUGUCCCUUGCUGGGAUUUCGGUGCUCAGCCGCUCAGCCCUUUG